Dipodomys spectabilis (banner-tailed kangaroo rat) is the source of this 1035-nucleotide messenger RNA. RefSeq names its product ALX homeobox 3 (gene Alx3). Gene Ontology annotation, biological process: regulation of transcription by RNA polymerase II. The transcript has 4 exons. The record is from RefSeq and is a predicted model, not a curated record. Gene Ontology annotation, molecular function: RNA polymerase II transcription regulatory region sequence-specific DNA binding; DNA-binding transcription factor activity, RNA polymerase II-specific. NCBI's taxonomy places the organism in Eukaryota, Metazoa, Chordata, Mammalia, Rodentia, Heteromyidae. Bases 1 to 1035 code for a protein of 344 amino acids.
AUGGACCCUGAGCGCUGCACGCCUUUCGCUGUGGGGCCCGCGCCGGGUCCCUAUGCGGCCGCUGGGGACGAGCCUCCAGGCCCGCAGGGAACUCCCGACGCGGCGCCUCACCUGCAUCCCGUGCCACCCCGAGGCCCGAGGCUGCCCCGUUUCCCGGCCUGCGGGCCUCUGGAGCCCUACCUCCCAGAGCCGGCCAAGCCGCCCGCCAAGUACCUGCAGGACCUCGGGCCCGGCCCCGCGCUUAACGGCGGCCACUUCUACGAGGGCCCCGCGGAAGCUGAGGAGAAAGCCUCCAAAGCCGCCACCAGCUUCCCCCAGCUGCCCUUGGACUGCCGAGGGGGGCCCAGAGACGGGCCCUCUAACUUGCAAGGCUCCCCAGGCCCCUGCUUGGCCAACCUACGCGUCCCUGUUUCCCCGGGACUCCCUGACUCCAUGGAGUUGUCCAAGAACAAGAGCAAGAAGCGCCGGAACCGCACGACUUUCAGCACAUUCCAGCUGGAAGAGUUGGAGAAAGUCUUCCAGAAAACUCACUACCCUGACGUGUAUGCCCGGGAACAGCUGGCUCUGCGCACUGAUCUGACUGAGGCCCGAGUACAGGUCUGGUUCCAGAACCGCAGAGCCAAGUGGCGGAAGCGUGAGCGUUAUGGGAAGAUGCAAGAGGAGCGGAACCCUUUCACUGCUGCUUAUGAUAUCUCGGUGCUGCCUCGAAGUGACAGUCACCCCCAGCUGCAGAACUCAAUGUGGCCCAGUCCAGGGUCGGGUAGCCCAGGGGGUCCAUGCCUCGUGUCUCCAGAGGGCAUCCCCUCUCCAUGUAUGUCUCCAUACUCCCACUCUCAUGGGAAUGUGGCUGGCUUCAUGGGGAUGCCAUCCUCCCCUGCAACCCACCCUGGCAUCUACUCCAUCCAUGGAUUUCCUCCUGCCCUGGGGGGCCAUAGCUUUGAGCCUUCCCCAGAUGGUGACUACAAGUCUCCAAGCCUUGUCUCACUCAGGGUGAAGCCCAAGGAGCCUCCCAGUCUGCUGAACUGGACCACGUGA